GUAGAGUUAAGAUGGCGGUGUGUGGGUGAGGAGGUAGUAGAUCAAAGCUCCGGUUUUCUUCCCUUAUAGCCGAAUUCUUUAUAACCGCACCGUCACAAUUAACCAGGAAUCAACAUUUUCCCCACAUUUCACACAUAUUCGUCUUAUUUCGGAUUGAACUCAUGACGUCUAUUCACUUCGUGGUUCACCCGUUGCCCGGGACGGAGGACCAGCUCAAUGACAGAUUACGGGAGGUCUCAGAGAAGCUGAACAAAUAUAACUGCACCAGUCACCCACCUCUCAAUGUGUUGGAGCAGGCCACAAUUAAACAGUGUGUGGUUGGACCCAACCAUGCUGGCUUUCUCCUAGAGGAUGGGCGCGUCUGUAGGAUCGGCUUUGCUGUCCAGCCCGACCGGCUAGAGCUGGGCAAACCUGAUGGCAGCGAUGGUUCAAAGUUGAGCAGUGGUUCAGGGACAGGAAGGAGCUCCAGGCCAGGCAGGGCUAGUGAUCCGCCCUGGUUCCUGUCUGGUUCUGACACACUGGGCAGACUGGCAGGCAACACCCUUGGGAGCCGCUGGAGCUCGGGGGUGAACGGUGGAGGGGGCGGAGGCAGCAGCAGCAGCGCGGGCGGGGCCGGCGGAGGCGCGGGAGGCAGCGGAGGUGGAGGCGGGGGCGGAGGAGGAGGCGGCGGAGGUGGAGGAGGAGGAGGAGGGGGCCGGUCCUCGGCGGCGGCGCGGGACUCCCGGAGGCAGACGCGGGUGAUCCGCACGGGCAGGGAGCGCGGCUCAGGCCUCCUGGGGAGCCAGCCCCAGCCCGUCAUCCCGGCCUCGGUCAUCCCCGAGGAGCUCAUCUCCCAGGCCCAGGUGGUUCUUCAGGGGAAAUCCAGGAGCGUCAUCAUCCGGGAGCUCCAGCGCACCAACCUGGACGUGAACCUGGCCGUCAACAACCUGCUGAGCAGGGACGACGAGGACGGCGAUGACGGGGACGACACGGCCAGCGAGUCCUAUCUGCCUGGAGAGGACCUGAUGUCUCUGCUGGAUGCAGACAUCCACUCGGCCCACCCGAGCGUCAUCAUCGAUGCUGACGCCAUGUUCUCGGAGGACAUCAGCUAUUUCGGAUACCCCUCCUUCAGGCGCUCCUCGCUGUCUCGGCUGGGCUCCUCUCGAGAGCGCGACUCGGAGCUGUUGCGCGAGCGUGAGUCUGUGUUGAGGUUGCGUGAGCGGCGCUGGCUCGAUGGGGCCUCUUUUGAUACGGAGCGCGGCUCCACCAGCAGGGACGGCGAGCCCGGGCUGGACAGGAAGAGCGUCCCCGUCCAGAGCCCCGUCAGCCUCGGGGAGGAGCUCCAGUGGUGGCCUGACAAGGAUGGCACAAAGUUCGUGAGUAUCGGAGCGCUGUACUCUGAGCUGGUGGCAGUCAGCUCUAAAGGAGAGCUCUAUCAGUGGAAGUGGACUGAACCAGAGCCCUACAGAAACGCACAGAACCCUGCCGUUCACCACCCGCGGGCUUCAUUCCUGGGCUUGACCAAUGAGAAGAUCACCCUCCUCUCGGCCAAUAGCAUCAGAGCCACAGUCGCCACGGAGACCAACAAGGUGGCGACGUGGGUGGAUGACACCCUGAGCACGGUGGCGUCGAAGCUGGAGCACGGGGCCCAGGCGUUCACCGAGCUGCAGGGCGAGCGCAUCGUGUCCCUGCACUGCUGCGCCCUCUACACCUGCGCCCAACUGGAUAGCAGCCUUUACUGGUGGGGCGUCGUGCCUUUCAGUCAGCGGAAGAAGAUGCUGGAGAAGGCCCGAGCCAAGAACAAGAAGCCGAAGUCCAGCACCGGCAUCUCCGCCAUCCCCAACAUCACCGUGGGAACUCAGGUGUGCCUGAGAAACAACCCGCUGUACCACGCGGGCGCCGUGGCCUUCUCCGUCAGCGCGGGCGUGCCUAAGGUGGGCGUGCUCCUGGAGUCCGUGUGGAACAUGAACGACAGCUGCCGCUUCCAGCAGCGCUCCCCGGAGAGCCUCAAGAGCAUGGACAAGAGCAGCAAGGCCCAGGAGACCAAGACCGAGAGCAAGCCGGAGCUGGUGAAGACCGAGAUGGGCCCCCCUCCAUCUCCGGCCUCCACCUGCAGCGACACGUCGUCCAUCGCCAGCAGCGCUUCGCUGCCCUACAAGCGCCGGCGCUCUACCCCCGCCCCCAAAGAGGAGGAGAAAGUAAACGAAGAGCAGUGGCCUCUUCGAGAAGUGGUUUUUGUGGAGGAUGUUAAAAAUGUCCCUGUGGGAAAGGUGCUAAAAGUCGAUGGUGCAUAUGUUGCUGUGAAAUUUCCAGGGACGUCGAGCAGCGUGAGCAGCCAGAGCGCAGCUCCCUCUGACUCUGACCCCUCCUCACUGCUGCAGGACUGUAGGCUCCUCAGAAUCGAUGAGCUGCAGGUAGUAAAAACUGGUGGAACUCCAAAAGUUCCAGAUUGCUUCCAACGCACACCCAAAAAACUUUGUAUCCCUGAAAAAGCUGAAAUAUUGGCUGUGAAUGUUGACUCCAAAGGAGUUCAUGCAGUGCUAAAGACAGGGAGCUGGGUGAGAUACUGUAUCUUUGACCUUGCCACAGGCAAGGCUGAGCAGGAGAAUAAUUUCCCCACCAGUAGCCUGGCCUUUCUGGGCCAGAACGAGCAUAACGUGGCCAUCUUCACUGCAGGACAGGAAUCUCCCGUGGUUCUGCGGGACGGAAACGGAACUAUUUACCCCAUGGCUAAGGACUGCAUGGGGGGCAUAAGAGACCCUGAUUGGUUAGACCUGCCCCCCAUAUCCAGCCUCGGAAUGGGGGUUCACUCCCUCUCUAACCUUCCCGCCAACUCCACCAUAAAAAAGAAAGCUGCUAUUAUCAUCAUGGCGGUGGAGAAGCAGACUCUGAUGCAGCAGGUGCUGCGCUGUGAUUACGAGGCCUGCCGGCUGUACUUGGCCAACCUAGAGCAGAGCCCCCACGCCCUGGGUGCCCUGCUGGGCCACCGCUGCGACGGCAACCGCAACAUCCUGCACGCCUGCGUCUCCGUCUGCUUCCCCGUCAGCAACAAGGAGACCAAGGAGGAGGAGGGUGAGCUGGGGUCGGGGGUCGCGCGGGCGCAGGCCACCCGGCCGUCGCCGAGGAGGAGAGAAGCUGAGCGGUCUGAGAGGAACACGUUUGCAGAGAGGCUGUCCGCAGUGGAGGCCAUCGCCAACGCCAUCUCUGUGGUCUCUAGCAACAGCUCCGGAAACAGGACCGGGUCUUCCAGCAGCAGAGGCCUGCGGCUCCGGGAAAUGAUGAGGCGGUCCCUCCGGGCUGCCGGAUUGGGCCGGCACGAGUCAGGCCCCUCCUCCAGCGACCACCAGGACCCGGUGUCUCCGCCCAUCGCCCCACCCAGCUGGGUGCCAGACCCCCCACCCAUGGAUCCAGACGGCGAUAUCGACUUCAUCCUGGCCCCUGCGGUGGGCUCGCUCACCACUGCUCCAGCUGGGACCGGCCAGGGGCCCAGCACCUCCACGAUACCGGGCCCAUCGUCCGAGCCCUCGGUGGUGGAGUCCAAAGACCGCAAAGCCAAUGCCCAUCUGAUCCUGAAGCUGAUGUGUGACAGCGUGGUGCUGCGGCCCUACCUGCGGGAGCUGCUGUCCGCAAAGGAUGCCCGCGGGAUGACCCCCUUCAUGCUGGCGGUCAGCGGGAGAGCCUACCCGGCCGCCAUCACCGUUCUGGAAGCGGCGCAGAAGAUCGCUAAAGGUGACCCUGGCGUCAGCGAGAAGGAGGACGCCGACUCUAUCUUCAUGGAGAUGAUCUGCCCGCCCGGGACCAACCCCGACGACUCGCCCCUCUACGUCCUCUGCUGCAACGACACCUGCAGCUUCACCUGGACAGGGGCGGAGCACAUCAACCAGGACAUCUUUGAGUGCAGGACCUGCGGCCUGUUGGAGUCCCUCUGCUGCUGCACUGAGUGUGCCCGGGUCUGUCACAAGGGCCAUGACUGCAAGCUAAAGAGGACAUCUCCCACCGCCUACUGCGACUGCUGGGAGAAGUGUAAGUGCAAGACCCUGAUCGCGGGGCAGAAGUCCGCCCGCCUAGACCUGCUCUACAGACUGCUCACCACCACCAACCUGGUCACCACGCCCAACAGCAGGGGGGAGCACAUCCUCCUCUUCCUGGUCCAGACUGUUGCCAGGCAGAGUGUGGAGCACUGUCAGUACCGGCCGCCGCGGAUCCGAGAGGACAGGAACCGAAAGGCUGCUAAUGCAGAAGACUCGGACAUGCCCGACCACGACCUGGAGCCGCCCCGUUUCGCCCAGCUCGCCCUGGAGCGCGUGCUGCAGGACUGGAACGCCCUCCGGUCCAUGAUCCUCUUCGGCUCCCAGGAGAACAAAGACCCCCUGAGCGCCAGCAGCCGGAUCGGGCACCUCCUCCCCGAGGAGCAGGUGUACCUCAGCCAGCAGAGCGGCACCAUCCGGCUCGACUGCUUCACCCACUGCCUCAUCGUCAAGUGCGCCCCCGACAUCACGUUCAUUGACACUCUCCUGGGGACAUUGGUGAAGGAGCUGCAGAACAAGUACACUCCGGGCCGGCGGGAGGAGGCCAUCAACGUCACCAUGAGGUUCCUGCGCUCCGUGGCCCGCGUCUUCGUCAUCCUCAGCGUGGAGAUGGCCUCGUCCAAGAAGAAGAAUAACUUCAUCCCCCAGCCCAUCGGGAAGUGCCGGCGCGUGUUCCAGGCCCUGCUGCCCUACGCGGUGGAGGAGCUGUGCAACGUGGCCGAGUCGCUGAUCGUGCCCGUGCGCAUGGGCGUGGCCCGGCCCACCGCGCCCUUCACGCUGGCCAGCACCAGCAUCGACGCCGUGCAGGGCAGCGAGGAGCUCUUCUCCGUGGAGCCGCUGCCCCCUCGGCCGUCCCCAGACCAGUCCAACAGCUCCAGCCAGUCCACGUUCUCCUAUAUCAUGAGGAACCCUCCGCCCCGCCACAGCAGCCAGUCCCAGCCCGCCCGCGGGAGGGAUGAGGAGCAGGAUGACAUCGUGUCCGCCGACGUCGAGGAGGUGGAGGUGGUGGAGGGUGUGGCCGGGGAGGAGGAUCACCAUGACGACCACGAGGAGCAGGGGGAGGAGAACGCAGAGGCGGAGGGACAGCACGACGAGCACGAUGAGGAUGGCAGCGACAUGGAGCUGGACUUACUGGCGGCCGCGGAGACCGAGAGUGACAGCGAGAGCAACCAUAGCAACCAGGACAAUGCCAGCGGCCGGAGGAGUGUGGUCACCGCGGCAACCGCUGGCUCCGAAGCAGGAAGUAGGGUCUCCCUGGCAUUUCCUUUGUUUGGUGCCAGCAGUGUCCCUGCCUUCUUUUCAGAGGACGACUCGCAGUCCAACGACUCGAGCGACUCGGACAGCAGCAGCAGCCAGAGCGACGACGUGGACCAGGAGACCUUCCUGCUGGACGAGCCGCUGGAGAGGACGUCCAGCGCCUCGCACGCCAACAGCGCCGCCCAGGCGCCGCGCUCCAUGCAGUGGGCCGUGCGCAGCACCCCCAGCCACAGGGCCUCCGGCAGCGCCCCCUCCAGCUCCUCCACCCCCGCAGCCAGCUCCACGGGCCUGAUCUACAUCGACCCGUCCAACCUGCGGCGGAGCGGCGCCAUCAGCACCAGCGCCGCCGCCGCCGCCGCCGCCCUGGAGGCCAGCAACUCCAGCAGCUACCUGACCUCCGCCAGCAGCCUGGCCCGCGCCUACAGCAUCGUCAUCCGCCAGAUCUCCGACCUCAUGAGCCUCAUCCCCAAAUACACGCACCUGGUGUACUCCCAGUACCCCGCCGCCGUUAAGCUCACCUACCAGGACGCCGUCAACCUGCAGAACUACGUGGAGGAGAAGCUGAUCCCCACCUGGAACUGGAUGGUGUCCAUCAUGGACUCCACGGAGGCGCAGCUGCGCUACGGCUCGGCGCUGUCCUCGGCGGGCGACCCGGGUCACCCCAGCCACCCGCUGCACGCCUCGCAGCACUCGGGCCGGCGUGAGCGCAUGACCGCCCGCGAGGAGGCCAGCCUCAGGACGCUGGAGGGGCGCAGGCGUGCUGCCACACUGCUGACUGCGCGGCAGGGGAUGAUGUCGGCGCGCGGGGACUUCCUGAACUACGCCCUCUCCCUGAUGCGCUCCCACAACGACGAGCACUCGGACGUGCUGCCCGUGCUGGACGUGUGCUCGCUCAAGCACGUGGCCUACGUCUUCCAGGCCCUCAUCUACUGGAUCAAGGCCAUGAACCAGCAGACCACGCUGGACACGCCCCAGAUGGACAGGAAGAGAACCCGUGAGAUUCUGGAGCUGGGCCUGGACAACGAGGACUCUGAGCAUGAGAACGACGAAGACACAAAUCAAAGCUCCACCCUCCAGGACAAAGACGAGGAGCCCGUUCCUGCCGAGACAGGCCAGAACCACCCCUUCUUCCGCCGCUCCGACUCCAUGACCUUCCUGGGCUGCAUCCCGCCAAACCCCUUCGAGGUGCCCCUAGCUGAGGCCAUUCCACUGGCUGACCAGCCACACCUGCUACAGCCGAAUGCUAGGAAGGAGGAUCUUUUCGGACGGCCGAGCCAGGGCCUGUACUCCUCCUCAUACAGCACAAGCAAAGGCCUGUCUGAGGUGACUGUGGACAGGAACUGCCUAGAGAUCCUGCCCACGAAGAUGUCGUAUUCCGCCAACAUGAAGAAUGUUAUGAGCAUGCAGUCGCGUCAGAAGGGUGGGGAGGAGCAGGCGGCGGCCGAGCCUGAGAUGGAGGUUCCCAAACCCGGGCCCUCCGCCCACGACCUGGCGGCCCAGCUGAAGAGCAGCCUGCUGGCGGAGAUCGGGCUGACGGAGAGCGAGGGCCCGCCGCUCCCCUCCUUCAGGCCGCACUGCAGUUUCAUGGGCAUGGUGAUCUCCCACGACAUGCUGCUGGGCCGCUGGCGGCUCUCCCUGGAGCUCUUCGGCCGGGUGUUCAUGGAGGACGUGGGGGCCGAGCCUGGAUCGAUCCUGACUGAGCUGGGCGGCUUCGAGGUGAAGGAGUCCAAGUUCCGGCGGGAGAUGGAGAAGCUGCGGAACCAGCAGUCGCGGGACCUGGCGCUGGAGGUGGACCGCGACCGCGAGCAGCUCAUCCAGCAGACCAUGCGGCAGCUCAACACGCACUUCGGCCGCCGCUGCACCACCACGCCCAUGGCCGUGCACCGCGUCAAGGUCACCUUCAAGGACGAGCCGGGCGAGGGCAGCGGCGUGGCGCGCAGCUUCUACACCGCCAUCGCCCAGGCCUUCCUCUCCAGCGAGAAGCUGCCCAAUCUGGACUGCGUGCAGAACGCCAACAAGGGCAUGCAGGCCAGCAAUCUGAUGCAACGCCUGAGGAACAGGGACCGGGAGAGAGAGAGGAGGAGCGGGGGUCUGAGGGCAGGCUCCCGGCGAGACCGCGACAGGGACUCAAGGAGACAGCUGUCCAUUGACACCCGACCCUUCAGGCCCGCAUCCGAGGGGAACCCCAGCGAUGAGCCGGACCCCCUGCCGGCACACAGACAGGCCCUGGGGGAGAGGCUGUACCCCAGAGUACACGCCAUGCAGCCGGCCUUUGCCAGUAAGAUCACAGGGAUGCUGCUGGAGCUGUCCCCGGCCCAGCUGCUGCUGCUCCUGGCCAGCGAGGACUCUCUGAGGGCCCGGGUGGAGGAGGCCAUGGAGCUCAUCAUCGCCCACGGAAGGGAAAAUGGCGCAGACAGCAUACUGGACCUCGGCUUGUUGGACACGUCUGAUAAAUCACAGCAACAGGAGAACCGCAAGCGACACGGCUCCAGCCGCAGCGUGGUGGACAUGGAGCUGGACGACCCCGACGACGGAGACGACAACGCCCCCCUCUUCUACCAGCCCGGAAAGAGGGGCUUCUACUCACCCCGCCCCGGCAAGAACACAGAAGCUCGCCUCAACUGCUUCCGCAACAUCGGCAGAAUACUUGGGUUAUGCCUGCUUCAGAAUGAACUCUGUCCCAUCACCUUGAACAGACACGUAAUCAAAGUGUUGCUCGGGAGAAAGGUGAACUGGCAUGACUUUGCGUUCUUCGACCCGGUGACGUACGAGAGUUUGCGGCAGCUGUUCCGCCACGCUCAGGCGGGCGAGGCUGACGCGGUCUUCGCCCAGAUGGAACUGGCAUUCGCCAUCGACCUCUGCAAGGAGGAAGGGUCUGGACAGGUGGAGCUCCUGUCAGGUGGUGUGAACAUGCCCGUGACCCCUCUAAACGUGUACGAGUAUGUGCGAAAGUACGCUGAGCACCGCAUGCUGGUGGUGGCUGAGCAGCCUCUGCAUGCGAUGAGGAAGGGCCUCCUGGACGUGCUUCCUAAGAGCGCCCUGGAGGACCUGACUGCUGAGGACUUCCGGCUCCUGGUGAACGGUUGCGGGGAGGUCAACGUGCAGAUGCUCAUCAGCUUCACCUCCUUCAAUGACGAAUCAGGGGAGAAUGCAGAGAAGCUGUUGCAGUUCAAGCGCUGGUUUUGGUCCAUUGUUGAGAAGAUGAGCAUGGCUGAGAGACAAGAUCUGGUCUACUUCUGGACAUCCAGCCCAUCUCUACCGGCCAGUGAGGAAGGCUUCCAGCCCAUGCCAUCCAUCACCAUCCGGCCCCCGGACGACCAGCACCUGCCCACCGCCAACACCUGCAUCUCCCGCCUCUACGUGCCGCUGUACUCCUCCAAGCAGAUCCUCAAACAGAAACUCUUACUAGCCAUCAAGACCAAGAACUUUGGUUUCGUGUAGAGGAUGACGAACAACGUGUUUACUGUUGUGUAAUAUUGCUAGUUCCAUUUUUGUAGAUUUAUUUUUUGUCUAUACAAUUUUAUGAAAGUUAAAAAAAAAAUGCUGUCACAUCCC
Messenger RNA from Megalops cyprinoides (Indo-Pacific tarpon), 8819 nucleotides. Its product is annotated as E3 ubiquitin-protein ligase UBR5-like. Gene Ontology annotation, biological process: protein polyubiquitination; DNA damage response; regulation of double-strand break repair. The record is from RefSeq and is a predicted model, not a curated record. Gene Ontology annotation, molecular function: RNA binding; ubiquitin binding; ubiquitin-protein transferase activity. NCBI's taxonomy places the organism in Eukaryota, Metazoa, Chordata, Actinopteri, Elopiformes, Megalopidae. Bases 162 to 8705 code for a protein of 2847 amino acids. Gene Ontology annotation, cellular component: nucleus. The transcript has 59 exons.